AGUUAAAUCACAACAACUAAUAGAUACUUGUAUCAUUACAUACAAUGGUUCGCUUCUCGACGAUAUUCAUCCACGCAGCAUUGGCAGCAUUGGUAGCAUUGGCUUGUCCAGCUGAUGCAGCUGCUUUAAAGGUGGAAGAACAACUGCAACUUCUACAAACGAAAGUGAAUCAACUUGAGGCUCAAGUUCAACAACAUGAAAUGUUGGCGGAAAAAUUUGAUAGGCUGGAACGUGUUCUGGAAGAAAUGCAGAACGAACGAAAAACCAGUUCCAGUUGGGCGUCUGUAAGCCCCGUACACGCCGCCAUCCCAAGAACAUGCAGAGAGGCUCAGUUCGGUGAUCCAACACUCAGCUCCUGAAUGUACUGGAUCGAUCCUGAUGGCCAAGGAAUUGGCGAUAGCCCCAUUUACGUCUACUGCGAUAUGACU
Messenger RNA from Daphnia pulex (common water flea), 428 nucleotides. RefSeq lists its product as uncharacterized. NCBI's taxonomy places the organism in Eukaryota, Metazoa, Arthropoda, Branchiopoda, Diplostraca, Daphniidae. Bases 45 to 359 code for a protein of 104 amino acids. The record is from RefSeq and is a predicted model, not a curated record. The transcript is spliced from 2 exons.